Molecule: messenger RNA, 1357 nt
Organism: Labeo rohita (rohu)
Lineage: Eukaryota; Metazoa; Chordata; Actinopteri; Cypriniformes; Cyprinidae
Product: sialidase-3-like
Exons: 5
Coding region: 137-1342 (401 amino acids)
Biological process (GO): oligosaccharide catabolic process; ganglioside catabolic process
Cellular component (GO): cytoplasm; lysosome; membrane
Molecular function (GO): exo-alpha-sialidase activity
Source: RefSeq, a predicted model, not a curated record
AGUUGUUGUAAGUCUCAUUGUAGGUAGCAGUCUUAAUUUUGAGGUAUAAAAAUAAUUGUAUUUUUACAAUAUUAUUUUAUAUUAUUAUUGAGGAAAGAAACCAUGAAGAUUCCUCACUGAGGGCUAAAAUUUAACAAUGGAUAACAAGACACCUUCAAAAAGCAAUUCAAGUAGUCCUAAUGAAAUAAACAAAACAACAAUAUUCAAACAGGAAGAACCUCAAACCUGGUUUUACUUUUGGACGAAACAGGUGUCGUAUAGAAUUCCAGCUCUCGUCUAUCUCAGUGACGACCGAAACUUCCUUGCCUUUGCUGAAAAGAGAAAAACUUUAAGUGACACAGAUGCAGAAGUGCUUGUGAUGAGAAGAGGAACAUGGAAGGAUGCAACGAAUCAAGAAGUUGAGUGGGUCAGUGAUCAGCAGCUGCUUACUUCAGCUUGUCUACCAGAUCACCGCAGCAUGAAUCCAUGUCCAGUCUAUGAGCGAGAAUCCAAGACCCUCUUUCUGUUUUUUGUCUGUGUUCCCACCGUGAUCUCUGAAAGAUAUCAAAUGCUGCAGAAUAAGAAUCAGGCAAAACUUCGUUACAUAACCAGUGAGGACACUGGCAAAACCUGGAGUGAUAUGAAAGACUUGACAAAACAUGUAAUCGGUGCGAAGGAGAAAAACUGGGCCACCUUUGCUGUUGGACCAGGACAUGGUGUUCAAUUGAAGAGCGGAAGACUGAUUAUCCCAGCAUAUGCAUAUAAUUUUGACUCCACAAAUGAGAAGCCUACAUCACAUGCAUUCACAUUCUACAGUGAUGAUAAUGGACAUACCUGGAGUACAGGAGACCUUAUAGAAGCUGAGUCUAAUGAAUGUCAGGUGGCUGAGAUCAUAGAUGACAGUACACUGUACUGCAAUGCUCGAAGUAAAUCUGGCAACAGAGUCGAAGCUCUAAGCCGCAGCAAAGGACAAGAGUUUGACAAAGCUUCUCUUCCAGAGACUGGUAGUGGUUGCCAAGGUAGUGUGCUGAAAUUUCAAAACCCCGAUAAGAGUACAUGGCUUCUCUAUUCUCAUCCAACUGAUAAAAAAGACAGAAAGAAUCUUGGAAUCUAUGUGAAUAAAUCACCAUUGGAUCUCACUCAAUGGAACUUGAAGGACACAAUUAAUAAUGGUCCAAGUGGAUACUCAGAUCUUGCUGAGUGUGCCAAUAGAGAGCACAUUGCUUGUCUCAUGGAAUGUGGGGAAAUAUCAGAAAAUGAAGAGAUAGCCUUCAAGUUUGUCAAAAUCAGCGACACUAUGGAUCCUCCAAAGAUGUUGAGAACAGGUGACAUACAGAAUUCCAGCUCUUCUCUAUAUCAGUGAGAAUAAAACAUUCCU